This is a messenger RNA of Hydra vulgaris (swiftwater hydra), 979 nucleotides long. RefSeq names its product frataxin, mitochondrial. Gene Ontology annotation, molecular function: ferrous iron binding; ferroxidase activity; 2 iron, 2 sulfur cluster binding. Gene Ontology annotation, biological process: iron incorporation into metallo-sulfur cluster; intracellular iron ion homeostasis. Lineage: Eukaryota; Metazoa; Cnidaria; Hydrozoa; Anthoathecata; Hydridae. Gene Ontology annotation, cellular component: mitochondrion. The record is from RefSeq and is a predicted model, not a curated record.
ACUUUGUCCCGGUAACUUUGUUUGAAAUAACUAAAUUCUGAUAACUCUUCAUCCGAAGCAAUUCAAAUCAAUAACAAAUUAGAUUUUUCUAUCGACUUUUUACAGAUGUCGUUAUGUCAAAAAAGCUUUUAGAUCUUGAUAUUUUUACGCUAUUAAACUCUUUAAAAUUCCAGAAGCUUGGAAAAAAUAACAAUGGCUUAUUUAAUUCGUUCAGACUAAAAACACCAGUGGUUGUAUCCCAAAAGCUUGCUUUUACACACCGAUUCUAUCAUAAAACAGCAGAUGGUUUAUGUUCGUUAUGGUUUGAGAAAACUUUGAAAACAAUUUGUGUUCGCUAUUUUACACAAGAAAGUUUCUUGUCAUUAAAUGAUUAUAACACUGUUGUUGAGAAAACUCUUGAAGACCUGCAUGAUCAUUUUGAUAUUUUAGCAGAUCAGGGUUAUUUUAGCAAAGAUUACGACUCAACAUUAACAGAUGGUGUGUUAACUAUAAAGUUAGCAGAUAACAGGAUAUAUGUUAUAAAUAAACAAACGCCAAAUCGUCAACUUUGGUUAUCAUCUCCGGAAAGCGGACCUAAGCGGUACGAUUUUGUGGAUAACUCUUGGGUAUAUUCCCACGACCCUACUGACACUAUGCACGAAUUUCUUUCAAAAGAACUACAAACGUUAUUUAAAAAGGAAAUUCAACUUUCACAUUUAUCGUAUGCAAAACGAAAUUAAUCUUUUACAAGGAAUAACAAUUUUAGUUCUUAACGAGAAAAAAUGGUUGGAUAUAAAACACCCUAAAAAUGCUUAGAAAUGAAACACCUAAAGUUGUUUACAUCUGCAAGUUAUGAUUUUCAGACAUGUUAUAAGAGCGUCUAAGAAUCUUAGCUGUCAUGGACGAAGUUGUAACUCUUAAGUUACAGCUUUUACCCGUUAUAGGAACUAUUUAAUUGGCUCGUAUUUAACCAAAAUAUAGAGUUCGAACCUACUUUCUA